UCCUUUAAAGUAUCUACAGGACUAUAGGGGUUGUACCGUAGAUCAAUACACUUACACAUUCGCUAUUCAAUCCAACGACAUGAAUGUUCUAGAGAAUUCCUUCAACCAUGUCAGUUAACCAGCUAAGUCCACUGAAAUCGGCCGGUUGACAAAGCGGAAGCUAUAUGUUUGUAAGCCACGGAACACGUAGUGUAUUAGAUAGUCGUCGAUGUACUGGAAGGUAUAUAUAUAUAUAUAUGUAUGUAUACACAUAAAACACACAUCAAAACACACCGUUCAGUCAGCUGUUUGGUAAUAUGUGCACACAGUUCAUACCCGCCCUAGCGAUAUGAAGCUUUACAUCAGGUGCAGAGUACUAUGUGCUGUGUGGUGUGCCAUAGAGAUUCUCUUCUUUGGAGGAAUUAUAUACGGCUGGGGAUCACUGGUAUUUGUCUUAAAAGAGGAAGGUUUUUAUUACGAGGCAUGUUUAAGUGUCAUAACACCUGCUGAACUGUCAUACAACACUACAAAUACUUCUGUAGAGAACGUCCAACAGGACGGACUUUUGACACUUGGUACCCAUGAUGACCCUUCAGAUCCUCCAAGACAAUGGGAAAGUGACCACGAUAAGGUCACAGACACAGUUCCCACUUGUCCCCAACAGGAAUCCAAGUUGAACCUUUGGUUUUCAGUGGCAGUCGCAUUCAUGUAUCUGUCAAUGGCGUUUUUGGGGGAGCUGACCACCCGGUUAGGAACACAGGUCACUAGACACAUAUUCACGUUUAUGUUUGUGUUCGGGGCGUUGUGCGUGGCAUUCGCGACUAAAGACGUUCCGUGGUUACUGUGUCCAGGGCUAUGUAGUAUUGCUGUCUCAGGAUUGGUCAUAUUUGCGACGAACAUACAGGUGGCAAACUUGUUCCCGCGCCUUCAGUCCACUGUGGUGGCGCUGUACUGUGGCCUGUUUGACUCCUCGUCUGUCGUACAACAACUGAUGAAGAUUGCGAAUGAGAAUGGAAUGUCCCGCCGGAUAUUUUAUGUGUGUCUGGCUGGCCUCGCUCUCAUCAUGCUCAGCAUCAGUACCAUCCUCUUCCUUCCAAAGUCCUACAUCACUAAACAGAAGAUCCGCCGGAAGUCAUGCGAACUCGAGACCAAGAGCGGCCGGCUUUUAGCGGAGUUAAAAGGUCUGAAGGGCCAGAGGGAGACGGAUGAGACGUCUAUACGCGCGUGCAUACUGUCAGUUACCUACAUCCUGCACGUGGCCUGGAUGAGCAUCAAUACUGUCACAUUUGUUACUUUUAUCGGCCUGAUCAACGUCAAUCUUGAACAAUUGUCGGAUCAAAAACAAGUCGUUAGUAAGUACCUGGGUGUGUUUGCCUACACCACCAUGUGUACUGUAGUGGCAGGACUUCUGGCGGGCAUCAGCUACGAUUGUCAACGAAAACGAUAUUAUGACUAUCCGUGGCCAGCCCGAGUGUGGAGACCCGUCCUGUUACCUAUGACGAUGACUGGUAUUCUAGGAUCUAUGGUUUAUGUAUUACUAUUGGUGGAACAUCUCAGCGUGAUCGUGCCCACAUUCAUCCUCUUCACGCUCUAUCGUUCCUUCCUCUACUCUAUUGGGGUAGCGUUCGUCAACGACGCGUUUCCGGAACAGCACUUCGGCGCCCUGUACGGUAUAAUGACCUUCUCCACCGGAUUGUUUAGUAUGGUACAGUAUGGCUUCUUCUCCUGGUUCGAUGCGUACGAGAACGCAAAUGUGCACGUGACGAUCUGUCUCCUGUUCCUCUGUCUCACUACCUUUAUACAUCCGCUACAGUUAGGUAUACGAAGUCGGCAGAAAAACACCGAAGAUCCGAAAGCAGAAGAGGCCUUUAUACCACCGGAAAUUCUUAAGUCUGAAAAGACAUGAAUGUUGUGUAGUUGUCACUCUAGAUGUAUCAUAUUUUCAGUAUAGAAAUGUGUCUAAACACAACGAAAGGUGUCUUACACUAAGACGCAAAAAAUGUGUUUUAAAAUUUAGACACAAAACAAAUCAUAAUGUGUUUUGAAACAGAGAAAACAACGGAAUGUAUUGAAACACAGACAAAACGCUGGAAUGUGUCUUAAAACUCGGACAAACAAUGGUUUGUGUCUUACAAACAGACACCAACAACGGGCUGUAUUGAAACACUGACAAAACGCUGGAAUGUGUCUUAAAACUCGGACAAACAAUGGUAUGUGUCUUACAAACAGACACCAACAACGAGAUGUAUUGAAACACUGACAAAACGCUGGAAUGUGUCUUAAAACUCGGACAAACAAUGGUUUGUGUCUUACAAACAGACACCAACAACGGGCUGUAUUGAAACACUGACAAAACGCUGGAAUGUGUCUUAAAACUCGGACAAACAAUGGUAUGUGUCUUACAAAAAGACACUAACAACGGAAUAUGAAUUGAAAUUCAGACACGUAAAACAGAAAGUAUUUUUAAAACAAAGACAAACAACGGAAUGUGUCUUACAAAAUGACACCAACAACGGAAUGUGAAUUGAAAUUCAUGCACGUCACGGACAUUUUUUUUUGUAAACAUGGACAAAAACCGGAAUGUGUCUUAAACGCAGAGAAUGAAAUGUGUUUAAUUUGUAACACAGACGUUAAAGAAAUUGUAUUUAAACUCAGACGUAACCUAUAUUGUGUCUUGGAACUUUCGCAUAACUCCACAAUGGCAACAGGCAUGAGUUAUGGGGAUAUUGUAUAAUUGUUAAAGCGCGUAUGGUUUUGCUCCUUUUCAAUGUAAAGGUGAAAUAUUGGAGAAAGUGUUGUAAUGUAGUAGACGUGACUGCCAAAAUAAUAUCAACACAAUAUAGAUAAUAUAGAAAACAUGUAAAUAUUGGGCAGUGUGUACCGGUUCCAAAUCUACCAUUUCAGAGAAAAAAAAAGAAAAAAACAACAAGUGCUUCGACGUUUAAACUCGGAGACGAAAUAGCAACUCGCUGUAGAUAAAGACAGUCUAAGGCUACAUAAGUUGAUAUCAGAACAGGACUGUAAUAAUCAACACCGUGUCAAACAUCGCAGACGGUGUAAUAUCAGGUAAUUAGAAGUCAGCACUAUAACUUUAGAUAAUUUGAAGUUAGUACUAUAACUUUAGAUAAUUGAGAGUCAGCACUAUAACUUUAGAUAAUUGAGAGUCAGCACUAUAACUUUAGAUAAUUGAGAGUCAGCACUAUCACUUUAGAUAAUUGAGAGUCAGCACUAUAACUUUAGAUAAUUGAGAGUCAGCACUAUCACUUUAGAUAAUUGAGAGUCAGCACUAUAACUUUAGAUAAUUGAUAGUCAGCACUAUAAUUUUAGAUAAUUGAGAGUCAGCACUAUAACUUUAGAUAAUUGAGAGUCAGCACUAUAACUUUAGAUAAUUGAGAGUCAGCACUAUAACUUUAGAUAAUUGGGAGUCAGCACUAUAACUUUAGAUAAUUGAGAGUCAGCGCUAUAACUUUAGAUAAUUGAGAGUCAGCACUAUAACUUUAGAUAAUUGAGAGUCAGCACUAUAACUUUAGAUAAUUGAGAGUCAGCACUAUAACUUAGAUAAUUGAGAGUCAGCACUAUAACGUUAGAUAAUUGAGAGUCAGCACUAUAACUUUAGAUAAUUGAGAGUCAGCACUAUAACUUUAGAUAAUUGAGAGUCAGAACUAUAACUUAGAUAAUUGAGAGUCAGCACUAUAACUUUAGAUAAUUGGGAGUCAGCACUAUAACUUUAGAUAAUUGAGAGUCAGCGCUAUAACUUUAGAUAAUUGAGAGUCUGCACUAUAACUUUAGAUAAUUGAGAGUCAGCACUAUAACGUUAGAUAAUUGAUAGUCAGCACUAUAACUUAGAUAAUUGAGAGUCAGAACUAUAACUUUAGAUAAUUGGGAGUCAGCACUAUAACUUUAGAUAAUUGAGAGUCAGCACUAUAACUUUAGAUAAUUGGGAGUCAGCACUAUAACUUAGAUAAUUGAGAGUCAGCACUAUAACUUUAGAUAAUUGAGAGUCAGCACUAUAACUUUAGAUAAUUGAGAGUCAGCACUAUAACUUUAGAUAAUUGAUAGUCAGCACUAUAACUUUAGAUAAUUGAUAGUCAGCACUAUAACUUUAGAUAAUUUGAAGUUAGUACUAUAACUUUAGAUAAUUGAGAGUCAGCACUAUAACUUUAGAUAAUUGAGAGUCAGCACUAUAACUUUAGAUAAUUGAGAGUCAGCACUAUAACUUUAGAUAAUUGAGAGUCAGCACUAUCACUUUAGCAGUGAUUUUAUUUUUGUUGACACCAGCUACAAUACCAGUGGUAUUUUAAGUGGAGCAUGUGACAUUCAGAGUAUGAGAGAAUAUUUUUAUAAUUACCUGUUAUCCCUUGUGUUCAGUCAAUGUUCUGUAGGUUACUAUUUGAUCGGUUUCGUUAGAUGUGGGCUAUGUCUGUGAGUAUUGGAUUAUGUCUGUGAGUAUUGGAUUAUGUCUGUGAGUAUUAGACUAUGUAUGUGAGUAUUAGACUGUGUCUGUGAGUAUUAGUACAACUGAUGUAGCCAUCGUGGUAUGUGGAUAGGAAUAUUACUAGCUACUGGGCAGUCUGGAUGCUUGAUACGGACUUUAUCACAGGUCGUCUGUUAGUAUCAAGUUCUCCAUCGGUGAAAUUGAAAAAUCAAAUUGCGGCUAAAAGAUGUUUCUAUUCAUGUUGAUCUAAAUAUAACCUGUUAAGUAUAAAGGUCUAUUGAAUGGUGUAAAAUCACUUCUGUACAUCUCGGUUUAUUAGGAAACAUUUUCUUUUGUAUAUGAAUACUACAGUUAAAAAUAACCCAUGUUAGAUAUUGGGUAAUGCAAUUCUAUAAACAGCCGAUUAGGCUUUAUUUUCUUUCUGCUUGAAAGUGAUUUCAAGUAGGUUUAAAACUGACACAUCUAUUAAUACCUGGAAGUACAAACAUGGAGGUUUGGUAAAACAUAUCGUACACUAGUGGACACACUUGUGGAUCGUGGGGUUUAUAUUCAGGUCAACGGAGUCUUUCCUUUCGGUUUUCAAUGUUUGAUGGAAUCAUACUGGUGUUGAGUUGCUAAUUACAUAUUACGACUUCAAUUUCGUAUGGUAUUAACAUGUUAAAAGAAAAACAUUCCUCCACUCUGUAACUGUCAGCAGCAUGUUUAUCUCUUUACUGUUUAUAACAUCACACGAUGACAAACUACAGUGUCAACACACAAGGACUUCAGUAACAUUACACAUUGAUAACUACAGUGUCAACACACAAUGACAAAAUCUACCACAGCGUCAACACACAACAAAAUAUACCACAGCGUCAACACACAAUGACAAAAUAUACCACAGCGUCAAUACUCAAGUACCAAAACACAUUAAAAAUCAACAAACAAAUAAAGGUAUAGCAAAGUCUAUAUAUCUUGCAGCAAACAAACAGAAAAAAAAACCUGCGUCAACAGACAGCACAGAUAUACCAGUGUCAAUACACAAAGACAAAAUGAACGACAAUUUCGAUACACACAGAAAACAUAUUACAAUGUCAACAUACACGGGCAAAGCAUACCGCGAUAUCAUAAUAGUUGCCACGUGAGUUUUUUUUACAUCGUUGAUGUCCAUGUUGUGUUUCCUGUUUUGAUAUCUUCAGGGUUUUUUGUUUACAUUUGAGCAUGUAUCUGGUUGUUGACUUGUUUACACUGUCUUGUUACUUGUAACGAAUAAUGCUGAUGAUUAUAGUGUUACUACUGUACAGUUAUAUAAUUAUUAUGGUUUAGACGUAUAUGUAUCAGGAGUAUACCUGACUACACUUGACAUACUCGAUACUGCUCAGCUUCCUCAUAUUGGUAAAAUGUUAUAUAUGUACAUGUACGGCCAGUUAUACUAAUUGGUCAGUGUAUUGUUAGGUAUGAAGAUUCAUAUCAUAUAGAACAUGUUAUAUUGGUAAAUAGAAAUAUAGAUAUUAUAUAGAACAUGUAAUAUUGGUAAAUAGAAAUAUAGAUAUUAGUAUAUAUACUGCUGGUAAAUUGAAAUAUAGAUAUUAUAUAGAACGUGUACAUCAGUGGCUAGAAUUAUAUAAUGUACAUGCAUAUACGAUUGAUAAUUUAAAAUGGCACAUGUGUUAUAUUGUACACGUGUUAUAUUAUACAUGUGCCAUAUUGUGCAUGUGUUACAGGUAUAUAAUCUUAAAGAAACCAUUCGGUUAGAUAUGCAGAUAUUUUAUACUGAGAGGUGUGGACAUUGUACGUUAAAUGUUAAGUGUGACAAUUCGGUUAGAGAUGUAGAUAUUUUAUACUGAGACGUGUGGACAUUGUACGUUAAACGUUAAGUGUGACCGAUCGGUUAGAGAUGUAGAUAUUUAAUACUGAGACGUGUGGACAUUGUACGUUAAAUGUUAAGUGUGACCAGUCGGUUAGAGAUGUAGAUAUUUUAUACUGAGACGUGUGGACAUUGUACGUUAAACGUUAAGUGUGACCGAUCGGUUAGAGAUGUAGAUAUUUAAUACUGAGACGUGUGGACAUUGUACGUUAAACGUUAAGUGUGACCAGUCGGUUAGAGAUGUAGAUAUUUUAUACUGAGACGUGUGGACAUUGUACGUUAAAUGUUAAGUGUGACCAGUCGGUUAGAGAUGUAGAUAUUUUAUACUGAGACGUGUGGACAUUGUACGUUAAAUGUUAAGUGUGACCAGUCGGUUAGAGAUGUAGAUAUUUAAUACUGAGACGUGUGGACAUUGUACGUUAAAUGUUAAGUGUGACCAGUCGGUUAGAGAUGUAGAUAUUUUAUACUGAGACGUGUGGACAUUGUACGUUAAAUGUUAAGUGUGACCAGUCGGUUAGAGAUGUAGAUAUUUUAUACUGAGACGUGUGGACAUUGUACGUUAAACGUUAAGUGUGACCAGUCGGUUAGAGAUGUAGAUAUUUUAUACUGAGACGUGUGGACAUUGUACGUUAAAUGUUAAGUGUGACCAGUCGGUUAGAGAUGUAGAUAUUUUAUACUGAGACGUGUGGACAUUGUACGUUAAAUGUUAAGUGUGACCAGUCGGUUAGAGAUGUAGAUAUUUUAUACUGAGACGUGUGGACAUUGUACGUUAAACGUUAAGUGUGACCAGUCGGUUAGAGAUGUAGAUAUUUUAUACUGAGACGUGUGGACAUUGUACGUUAAACGUUAAGUGUGACCAGUCGGUUAGAGAUGUAGAUAUUUUAUACUAAGACGUGUGGACAUUGUACGUUAAAUGUUAAGUGUGACCAGUCAACGUUAAAUGUUAAGUGUGAUCAGUCGGUUAGAGAUAUAGAUAUUUUAUACUGAGACGUGUGGACAUUGUACGUUAAACGUUAAGUGUGACCAGUCGGUUAGAGAUGUAGAUAUUUUAUACUGAGACGUGUGGACAUUGUACGUUAAAUGUUAAGUGUGACCAGUCGACGUUAAAUGUUAAGUGUGACCAGUCGACGUUAAGUGUUAAGUGUGAUCAGUCGGUUAGAGAUGUAGAUAUUUAAUACUGAGACGUGUGUACAUUGUACGUUAAAUGUUAAGUGUGACCAGUCGACGUUAAAUGUUAAGUGUGACCAGUCGACGUUAAGUGUUAAGUGUGAUCAGUCGGUUAGAGAUGUAGAUAUUUAAUACUGAGACGUGUGUACAUUGUACGUUAAAUGUUAAGUGUGACCAGUCGACGUUAAAUGUUAAGUGUGACCAGUCGACGUUAAGUGUUAAGUGUGAUCAGUCGGUUAGAGAUGUAGAUAUUUAAUACUGAGACGUGUGGACAUUGUACGUUAAAUGUUAAGUGUGACCAGUCGACGUUAAAUGUUAAGUGUGAUCAGUCGGUUAGAGAUGUAGAUAUUUUAUACUGAGACGUGUGGACAUUGUACGUUUAAUGUUAAGUGUGACCAGUCGACGUUAAAUGUUAAGUGUGAUCAGUCGGUUAGAGAUGUAGAUAUUUUAUACUGAGACGUGUGGACAUUGUACGUUAAAUGUUAAGUGUGACCAGUCGACGUUAAAUGUUAAGUGUGACCAGUCGGUUAGAGAUGUAGAUAUUUUAUACUGAGACGUGUGGACAUUGUACGUUAAAUGUUAAGUGUGACCAGUCGACGUUAAGUGUUAAGUGUGAUCAGUCGGUUAGAGAUGUAGAUAUUUAAUACUGAGACGUGUGGACAUUGUACGUUAAAUGUUAAGUGUGACCAGUCGACGUUAAAUGUUAAGUGUGAUCAGUCGGUUAGAGAUGUAGAUAUUUUAUACUGAGACGUGUGGACAUUGUACGUUAAAUGUUAAGUGUGACCAGUCGACGUUAAAUGUUAAGUGUGACCAGUCGGUUAGAGAUGUAGAUAUUUUAUACUGAGACGUGUGGACAUUGUACGUUAAAUGUUAAGUGUGACCAGUCGACGUUAAGUGUUAAGUGUGAUCAGUCGGUUAGAGAUGUAGAUAUUUAAUACUGAGACGUGUGGACAUUGUACGUUAAAUGUUAAGUGUGACCAGUCGACGUUAAAUGUUAAGUGUGACCAGUCGGUUAGAUAUGUAGAUAUUUUAUACUGAGACGUGUGGACAUUGUACGUUAAACGUUAAGUGUGACCAGUCGGUUAGAGAUGUAGAUAUUUUAUACUGAGACGUGUGGACAUUGUACGUUAAAUGUUAAGUGUGACCAGUCGGUUAGAGAUGUAGAUAUUUUAUACUGAGACGUGUGGACAGUGUACGUUAAAUUUUAAAUGUGACAAAUUGGUUAUAGAUGUAGAUGUUUUAUACGUGUAUAAUGUAGAAGUUAAUCACUUAGAGUAUUGAAACUAUGAAGAUGAAUACAUGUAUAUGACACGGUUAUUAGAUGAUUAUAUGAAUACUAUUUGAGACAUUAUUUCGAUACAUACAGAUAUUAUUAUGCACAAGAACAAUGAAAAUAUACUUUACGACUAUCUUUGAAGAGAAAGAACGAGAGAAGGAGAGAGAAUGUGAAUACUCAUGUUGAUCAUCAGGUUAUGCGGUCGUACAUGUAUAUAUAAAUUGUGUCUUUAACACCGCUGUGUACCUUGUUUAUCAUUACACUGUGUGUUAUAUUGCUAUGAACACACCUAUUUAAUUGCUGUUUCGAUACCUACAUUUUUAUGCACACAAUUUAAUAUAUUCGAAAACCUACGAAGCAACAAAAGGUUGUUUGACAAGCUUAUGGCAGAUUUAUGAGUUUGAGAGAUUUGUAUAUUUUUAUUUGAAAAUAACAAAUUUAUGAACUGUUAAUUGUUAUAAGACAUGUUUAUUAUAUAUAUACAAUUUACAACGUUUUCCUUAUUUUUAUAUAUACGAAUCAUAUAUAUUGAUAAUCGCCAAUUCAGUUUAACUUGUGGGUAAUAUUUCCGCUAUAUUGUUAAUGCAUUCUUUGAAAUAAAUAUUUCACAUCCGGAG
Pecten maximus is the source of this 9320-nucleotide messenger RNA. RefSeq names its product solute carrier family 43 member 3-like. The record is from RefSeq and is a predicted model, not a curated record. Lineage: Eukaryota; Metazoa; Mollusca; Bivalvia; Pectinida; Pectinidae. The transcript has 10 exons. Bases 329 to 1885 code for a protein of 518 amino acids.